Messenger RNA from Jaculus jaculus (lesser Egyptian jerboa), 3697 nucleotides. RefSeq names its product tribbles pseudokinase 1 (gene Trib1). Lineage: Eukaryota; Metazoa; Chordata; Mammalia; Rodentia; Dipodidae. Gene Ontology annotation, molecular function: mitogen-activated protein kinase kinase binding; ATP binding; protein kinase activity. The transcript has 3 exons. Bases 694 to 1815 code for a protein of 373 amino acids. The record is from RefSeq and is a predicted model, not a curated record. Gene Ontology annotation, cellular component: nucleus. Gene Ontology annotation, biological process: positive regulation of proteasomal ubiquitin-dependent protein catabolic process; protein phosphorylation; regulation of MAP kinase activity.
CUUCCCAACUGUUUACACAGCCCGGCCUGUGAGUGAGUGAGUGUGUGUGUGUGUGUGUGUGUAUACAGCGUGAGUCACCGGGAGGCGGAGGAGGUGGAGGAAAAGGAGGAGAGGAGUGCCCUGGCCGGGAUCAGUGCGGCUCACACACUCACUCACACUCAGUCACUCUCUCCGAGCGCGUCUCGCUCGCUCACACGCCCCGAGCCCAGCAGCGCGCACGAUCCCGCGCGCCGCCGAAAAGUUCCUCUGGCUUUUUUUUUUUUUUUUUUUGCACGAGACUAAUUGCUUUGGGAAGUGCAUUUGCUCCGUGCCACCGCCGAGCCUGUGGAUCCCGUCCUCGCUGCUCCGGCCCCUGGGAACGCUGACCGUGUUCACCUCCCGGAUCGGAUCGUCGGCUGCCUGGGCAACAAUAGCCUCCCCUAACGCGAAGCGCUCGGCACUGGAACCCGCGGGGGUCCGGGGACCCAAGCCGGGUUCCGACCCCCGGACGUGCGGCCGGUGUGCUUCCCGCGUGCAAAGCCAGCGCUCACGAGCGACUCCCGUUUCGUUCCUUUUGGGGGACCGCUCCGAGCCCGGUGUGCAGACUCCAUCCUGCGGGCUGGAAGGAGUCGGAGCGCCGGCGCCCAGGACGAAGGAUCUUCCCGCGCGGAUCCGGAGACGUACAAAGCCGGGGCUGCCUCGGCCGGGGACGCGAUGAGGGUUGGUCCCGUGCGUUUUGCCUUGAGCGGUGCCUCGCAACCCCGCGGACCGGCCCUAAUGCUCCCAGCCGCCCGCGGCACCCCGGCCAAACGCCUGCUGGACGCUGACGAUGCGGCGGCCGUGGCGGCCAAGUGCCCGCGCCUCACCGAGUGCUCCAACCCCCCGGACUACCUCAGCCCCCCGGGCUCGCCUUGCAGCCCGCAGCCCCUGGCCGCCGCGUCGUCGGGGACCGGCGGCAGCUGCGGGAGCGCACCCGGGCCCAGCCGCAUCGCCGACUACCUGCUGCUGCCCCUGGCCGAGCGCGACCAUGUGUCCCGGGCGCUGUGCAUCCACACCGGUCGCGAACUGCGCUGCAAGGUGUUUCCCAUUAAACACUACCAGGACAAGAUCAGGCCUUACAUCCAGCUGCCCUCGCACAGAAACAUCACUGGCAUUGUGGAAGUGAUCCUUGGGGAAACCAAGGCCUAUGUCUUCUCUGAAAAGGACUUUGGGGACAUGCACUCCUAUGUACGAAGUCGCAAGAGGCUGCGGGAAGAGGAGGCCGCCCGGCUCUUCAAGCAGAUUGUCUCCGCCGUUGCCCAUUGCCACCAGUCGGCCAUUGUGCUGGGGGACCUGAAGCUUAGGAAAUUCGUCUUCUCCACAGAGGAGAGAACCCAGCUCAGACUGGAGAGUCUGGAAGAUACUCACAUAAUCAAAGGUGAAGACGACGCUUUGUCUGACAAACAUGGCUGCCCAGCCUACGUGAGCCCUGAGAUCCUCAACACCACUGGUACCUACUCUGGCAAGGCAGCGGACGUUUGGAGCCUCGGGGUGAUGCUCUACACCCUUUUGGUGGGACGAUACCCCUUCCAUGACUCAGACCCGAGUGCCCUCUUCUCCAAAAUCCGCCGUGGACAGUUUUGCAUUCCCGAGCACAUCUCCCCCAAAGCCAGGUGUCUCAUCCGCAGUCUCCUGAGACGGGAGCCUGCCGAGAGACUUACUGCUCCCGAAAUCUUACUCCAUCCUUGGUUCGAGUCUGUCUUGGAACCUGGCUAUGUCGACUCAGAAAUAGGAACUUCAGACCAGAUUGUUCCCGAGUACCAGGAGGACUGUGACAUUAGUUCCUUCUUCUGCUAAUCCCAAAAACCUCAGAAACCUCAUGAUUCUCACACAUGGCAUUUCCAUUUCUAAAGAUGGACAGGCCCUCUGGCACAGCGUCAGCCGGAUCCACGGCUGCAGCACAGCAUGAGUGACUUGAUUUGAGCAGCAUCGGAUUACGCACGGAUCGGCUGCUCUGCAGAUCGUCCCCUUCUUAAUGAACUGUCAUAGGCUAUCCCUUUGUCACAUCUGAAGGGUGGCUCACCUUUUGAAGCUAGCGGAGCGGACCGACAUCCUAAGCCACGUGGUUAAGGGAAGUGAACUUGAACAUUAGCGUGGGAAAGGAGACAUAUCGCACAAUGUCAUUUUGGGGCAAUAACAUUAUUUCAAUGGAGUGACAAAUAAUUUGGGCCUGUAAACCUGCCAUCUUUGAACUCGUCUUUGGUAGUAGCCAGACAUGCUGCCGCAGUUUCUCUGACUAGCAAGUUAUUUUUUGUUUAUUUUUUAACCUAACACUCAUCCUUUCUCUACACUCAUUACGUGCCCAUGGCUCUCUGCUGUUGGAGUAGAUUGGUUCAGAAGCUCAGGAGCAUGCCUGGACUCUGAACCUAGGUUCUCCUCCAUAUUCUGUCAAGACCUCAUAUGCAGUUAUGCCCACCCCCCCAACCUCGAAACCUGCACCCUGCAGCUAGGAAAGCACUUACCAACUGAUCGUGGAAAUGUAUUAAGAGAUUACAACUCCUGGCUGUUUUAGACCUCUGAGCUCAAACAGACUGCAGUUAAAAAGAAAUUGGUCACUUGGAAACCUUUAGCUUUUUAGGCUCCCCUCAUGUACGUUAGGACUCAGACUUGGACCUUCUCCCCCUAAGACCAUCUCACAGUGGAACAUUUUGUCUAAGAGGAGGAAGGUGAGGAAACUUCCACCCGUGCUCUCCCAGGAGCAAAUCAAACAUCUUUGUGCUUAGAAGCAAGUAAACUAGGGCAUUCUCAGAAGAUCCUCAGACUAACUUCCGGGAUACUGGAUCCCCUCCCCCACGGGCACGGUGUGCCUCUGGCAUCUUGGGUGUACAGUUUUGCAUGGUGGGUUCUUGGUAUUUCACAUGCCAUGUGGUUUAUGAAACCAUCUGCUGUAGCCGCUUCUGGAGUGACAAGAGUGAACCUCAACUACUUAGCCGGGAGGGACUUUCAAACUCACCAACUUUUUGCUGCCUGCCAGAAACCUCCGCUUCACCUUUUGGCCUCUGCUUGUACGCUUUUGGAGACAGAAACUCACUCCCUACAAAAGAUAACCCUUCUCAGAGAAACUGCAAGUUGCAUUAAAAAAAAAUAAAAUAGAAACCAAGGACCCAUGAAAUUGCACGCGCUGUGGGACAGUGCUGAAAUCAGGUGGUUAAACGGGUAUCAAAACAUACUGUGUUUUGAGAAAUGGCGCAGAAGCGGGCAGGCAUCUAUCUUCAAGGGCUCCGCCUAGGCAGACUACUAACAUGCAUUGUGAGAAUGCCGUGUAUACCUCACGUACUGUGUACUUUAUAUCUGUACAUAUACUUUACCUUUUAUACAUACGUCUUGAUGUUGUUUGGCUCUGAGGCUCGUCGUGUCUUGUGUGUGUGUGAGUAACCUGCGUGUGUAGAGCCACGUGAAAUGUGAAUGAUUGUGGGCAGUACGACCUUUGACGGGAUCGUGGGCCUCCAGGAGGAGGGAGGACAGGCCUCUGUGGCACUGAUGCCCGACUCUUGUGUCUGUGAUACAUUCCCCGUCUGAGGACUCGGAAUGGCUGGGAUGUCCGCUAGGACAGCUACAAACACUAGGUUCUGCGUGUGUGUGUGUGUGUGUGUGUGUGUGUGUGUGUGUGUGUGUGUAAGCGACAGUAGCACACCGUUGCUGACUUGUAGAGAAAUUUUAAUAAAUCUGGUUUCGUAAA